AUGCCUACCACCCAACCCAACAACGACAGCCCUCCAGCCUUCGAACCCGACAACAAUAUCGAGCUCUCCUACUUCAAGGACACUAAAAUCGUCAAAGUCAGCGUCUACAACAACCACGCGGAGAUUACUAGCCACUGCAAUGUUGCCGUAAGCACUGGACAAAACUUGGUGCAAAUCAAUGGAUUACCGAAUGCCAUUGAGGCCCCGUUUUUGAGGUGCUUCGAAGGACGGGGCUCCGCUACCAUACACGAUGUUGUUCUAUCUACGAUCCUCCCUCCUUCUAUCGCGACCACAUCGGCCAAACUCGUUGACCUCCAGAGCAAACGCGAUCAGCUACAAAAAGCUUUGAGUAGGGUCACGAAGGCCCUUGGGUCGCUCGAGAGCUACCUUGGUCCAAUGAACGUGCAGUACAUCGACUCCACCAAGCUCACAGCCGUCGUGGACAGCUACGACUCUGCCGCUGAGAAACUUGAUGACCGAGUCUUGAAGUUGGAAAAGGAGCUCAAAGACACUGAGGAUGCUAUCAGAACUGGGCAGGUCGCGCUGUCGCGUCCCCCGGAGGCAAAUAGCCUCUUGAAACACCGUGUAUCCAUUGGCGUGUUUGCAGAUUCUGGCGGCGAGGUCGAAAUCAGUUUAAUUUAUGGCACGUUCUUUUCAAAUCCCAGACUUGUAUCUGUUAAUCACGCCAGUUGGUACGCUGGUUAUGAUGUUCGAGUCAACACACAGACAAGAGAGACUCCGGUUACUCUUAUAUAUAAAGCCAAUAUCAAGCAGGCCACUGGCGAGUCUUGGGAAGACGUCCCCCUCACUCUCGAGACCGUCACACCGACUUAUGGUGUUGGCGUUCCCACCCUCAAUCCCUGGAAGCUAUUCCCCCUUAGGCUCGAUCCUCUACAACCUCAACCUCAGUCAGUAAUUCCGCAGAUGAUGAGUCGAGGCACGCCCGGUGAUUUCCACGAGAGAUCUGGGGUGGCACAAUUUCAAAGCAUGGACACAGUGGGACCCCGUCCCAGCAUGGCACAUAUCGGAUCGGCCAUCACUUCAAAAGGAAAUGUCAGUGCAACUCACAGGGUUCCUGGUCGCAUUACUAUCCCCAGUGAUGGGGUUGAGCAUACCUUUACGAUAGUCCAGUUGAAUCUUGACGCAUCCAUGUCGUGGGUUUCAGUCCCAAAGGUUGACACGAAGACUCAUUUGAAGGCCAAAAUCACCAACGCGUCCGACUAUCCUUUGCUUGCUGGUUGGGCGAGUAUCUACGUUGACGGUAGCUUUAUCUCAUGGUCUUUAUUGCCUGCCGUCAGCGCUCAAGAGAGCUUUGAUUGUCCCCUUGGGUUGGACCCAUCUCUCCGUAUCACUUACCACCCUCAAAGCAAAAAGGCCUCCCAAAGCGGCUUCUACACUAAAUCUUCCAUCUACAUCUACAGCCAACGCAUCUCUAUCCACAAUACCAAUGCAACGGUCGCCAUCGAGAACCUCAAGAUCCUCGACCAAAUUCCUGUCUCUGAAGACGAGCAGAUCAAUGUCAAGCCGGUCAGCCCUGCAUUGUCGCUUCUCGAUGCGCAUACAAUCAAGAGUUCGAUGACGAAUACGCCGAGGGCUGUUCCGCACGUUCAGGUCAGCGAGGGUGUAGUGGCACAAUGGGAGGGAUCGGAUGAGAGUGGGAUCGAUGUUGAUGCGCUUGGUAAGGAUGGGAAGAUUAAUUGGUUGUGCACGGUCCCGCCACAGGGUCAGUUGAACCUUGUGAUGCAGUGGGAGGUGUCGACGCCGGCUCAUGUGGAUGUUAUCGGGUUAUAG
This is a messenger RNA of Desarmillaria tabescens, 1791 nucleotides long. RefSeq lists its product as uncharacterized. NCBI's taxonomy places the organism in Eukaryota, Fungi, Basidiomycota, Agaricomycetes, Agaricales, Physalacriaceae. The coding region runs from base 1 to 1791 and encodes 596 amino acids. The record is from RefSeq and is a predicted model, not a curated record. The transcript is spliced from 6 exons.